AUGGAGACUCCCAGGUCCGAGAAGACGGAAGUCGAGAUCGCUCAGAAGGACAUAGAGGAGAUGGCUAUUCGGCGUGACACCUUCAACGAGAAGGACCCUGGUACCUUCUCGUCGUCGUAUUCGACGCCAGAUGAUGAGGUGGCGGUGGAAGACGACUUCCCCGAUGGCGGACGUGGCUGGUUGCCAUUCCUGGCGCUGGGUGCGAUGUUCUGGCUGGCCGGGAUGCUGGGUUCUGCGUUCUGCACACAACUUUGGCACUUCUUCAUUACUCAGGGUAUACUGCAAGGGAUCUCGAAUGCGUUCGUAUUCCCACUAGUGGUCGCAUUGCCAGCACAAUGGUUCUACAAGUAUAGAGCCUUCGCAAUCGGCGUGGUUGUCGCUGGCUGUUCGCUAGGUGGUGCGAUCGCGACACUAAUGAUGUACAAAAUGCUAGCGACGCUCGGUUACAAGAAGACUUUCGCGAUAUAUAGUGGCAUUGAUGCGGCUUGCUUCAUUCUCGCAUUGAUACUCAUCAAGGAGCGGAGAGCGCCGUCGACACGGAAGAAGAUUAUCUGGUUCGAUCUAGCAUUUUUCAAAGACCCAGUGUUCUGGAGUCUCGGCUGGGGCUUCCUCUUCACCGUCUUUGGAUACUUGACUCCGGUAUUCUUCUUACCAACGUAUACAAUUGAAAUGGUUCCCGGAACGACCGAUUUCCUUUCCGCUCUGCCACUCACGCUGCUCAACUUCUCCGCCGCCGCUGGCCGCGCGUCAGUCGGCUUCAUCGCCGACCGCAUGGGCCCCGUCAACGCGCUCCUCAUUGGCAUCCUCGUCUCGGGCCUCACUCAAAUCCUCCUCUGGAAUUUUGUGACUACCUAUGCCGGCAUCAUAGCAUUUGGCAUCCUCUACGGCUUCUUCUGUGGAUGCUUCAUCUCGCUGUCGCCCGCUGUUGCGGCCCAGCUGUAUGGCUCCGACCGGCUUGCAGGGCUGUCGGGCCUGCUGCUCUUCUUCAACCUGCCAGGUAAUGCUGCUGGAGCCCCAAUUGGCGGGGCGAUCUACAGCGCCAGCGGUGGCAACUGGCAUGCCGUAGCAAGCUAUUCCGGUGCGAUGCAGAUUGUUGGCGUUACCCUACUACUGUAUGCUCGAUUCAAGAAGCAGCCUAAAAUGAUCGCCGUAUUCUGA
Messenger RNA from Laetiporus sulphureus 93-53, 1158 nucleotides. RefSeq names its product MFS general substrate transporter. Gene Ontology annotation, biological process: transmembrane transport. The coding region runs from base 1 to 1158 and encodes 385 amino acids. Lineage: Eukaryota; Fungi; Basidiomycota; Agaricomycetes; Polyporales; Laetiporaceae. The record is from RefSeq and is a predicted model, not a curated record. Gene Ontology annotation, molecular function: transmembrane transporter activity. Gene Ontology annotation, cellular component: fungal-type vacuole membrane. The transcript is spliced from 10 exons.